Molecule: messenger RNA, 16682 nt
Organism: Topomyia yanbarensis
Lineage: Eukaryota; Metazoa; Arthropoda; Insecta; Diptera; Culicidae
Gene: RyR
Product: ryanodine receptor
Exons: 31
Coding region: 705-16085 (5126 amino acids)
Biological process (GO): calcium ion transmembrane transport; intracellular calcium ion homeostasis
Cellular component (GO): sarcoplasmic reticulum membrane; smooth endoplasmic reticulum; sarcolemma
Molecular function (GO): ryanodine-sensitive calcium-release channel activity; protein binding
Source: RefSeq, a predicted model, not a curated record
UUCGGGGACGUGUUGAAAGACAUUGUUUGAACGAACUUAAAAAUAUACAUGGUGGUGCCGAGCGGAGACUGCGAUGAAUCAUGUAAUGUGAAUUACGAAAUUUGAGUGUUUGAGCUAGUGUAACUCAGCGUUGGAAUUCGAAUGUUGUACUUGUUAGAUGAAAUGGAAUUGUGAAGACCAAUAUGAAAAUAGAUGAUUUGCCAUUUUCGAAUGGAUCGAAACACAUAGAACCAAUAUUUGGCAAUAAAGCAGACCUGAUCGAUCCACCCGAAAACCAGCAAACAAUUUUUCAAUCUUACUAGUACUAGCACAAUGUCAUUUUUCUCCAUUUAGGAUCAAACGUCGACCAGUGGAUAAAGCUCGCUAGCAAAAAUAUUUCAGUGACCGGAAAAGGAAUUAUUUGAAACGAUUACGGUGAAGGUUGUACCGUACUCAAGUUAAUCAGUUCCGAUAACGAAAAAAACAAGAAAACAGUACUAGCGUUUCAAAUGUGAACCCGGUGUCACCUGCACGAAAAGUGAACUGAAAAUAUUAAUACCCUUCAACCACGAAACGGUACCAAGAGCACAUGAAGUGACCGGUGAGACCUGUGUCUUGUGUUCGUUUUUGUUAGGUUCUAUGUUUUUGGUUGAAAGAAUAUUUUGAAAUAAGUAAAGUGUGCCGAAAUAUCCACCCACAGCGAAAGGUGCCAGUAGACAGCAAUCAUGGCGGAAGCGGAAGGAGGGUCAGAGCAGGAUGAUGUUUCAUUCCUGCGGACGGAAGACAUGGUCUGCCUGUCCUGCACGGCAACCGGAGAACGUGUGUGCCUGGCGGCAGAGGGUUUCGGCAACCGGCACUGCUUCCUCGAGAACAUCGCCGACAAGAACAUCCCGCCGGACCUGUCGCAGUGUGUGUUCGUGAUAGAGCAGGCGCUCUCGGUUCGUGCUCUGCAGGAGCUGGUGACGGCCGCCGGUUCCGAGACCGGCAAUGACUCGGUAGGCAAGGGAACUGGAUCCGGACACCGAACUUUGCUGUAUGGUAAUGCAAUCCUGCUACGUCACAACAACAGCGAUAUGUAUCUAGCGUGCCUUUCCACGUCGUCUUCCAACGACAAGCUGUCCUUCGAUGUAGGUCUGCAGGAGCACAGCCAGGGUGAAGCAUGCUGGUGGACAGUACAUCCGGCGAGCAAACAGCGUUCCGAGGGUGAGAAGGUUCGCGUUGGUGACGAUCUGAUUCUGGUCUCGGUUGCAACUGAACGUUAUCUGCACACGACUAAGGAGAACGACCAAUCGAUCGUCAACGCUAGCUUCCACGUCACGCACUGGAGCGUUCAACCGUACGGAACCGGUAUCUCUCGCAUGAAGUAUGUCGGUUUCGUGUUCGGCGGUGAUGUGCUCCGGUUCUUCCACGGUGGCGAUGAGUGUCUAACGAUACCGAGUACAUGGGGAGAAGAUCCUGGGCAGAAUAUGGUCAUCUACGAAGGCGGUUCCGUCUUGUCGCAGGCUCGAUCAUUGUGGCGACUGGAGCUAGCUCGAACUAAAUGGGCCGGUGGUUUUAUCAAUUGGUCCCACCCGAUGAGAAUUCGUCAUUUGACAACGGGCCGCUACCUGGGUGUCAACGAUAACAACGAACUAAUUCUGAUGCAACGAGACCAGGCAACAACAUCGCAAACUGCGUUCGUGCUGCGCUCGGAAAAGGACGACCAAAAGGUGGUCCUCGAAGACAAAGAUCUGGAGGUGAUUGGUGCGCCGAUCAUCAAAUAUGGCGAUUCCACGGUAAUAAUGCAACAUCACGAGACUAGUCUGUGGGUCAGCUACAAGAGCUACGAAACGAAGAAGAAGGGUGUCGGAAAGGUGGAGGAGAAGCAAGCCAUUCUGCACGAGGAAGGAAAAAUGGACGACGGUUUGGAUUUCUCCCGUUCGCAAGAGGAAGAAUCUAGAACGGCUCGAGUUAUACGCAAGUGUAGCCAUCUGUUCACCAACUUUAUUCGGGGUCUAGAAACACUUCAGGAGAACCGUCGGCACUCGAUCUUUCUGACAAGCGUAAACCUUGGAGAGAUGGUGAUGUGUUUGGAGGAUUUGAUCAACUACUUUGCCCAACCGGAGGAUGACAUGGAACAUGAAGAGCGACAGAACCGACUCCGAGCGUUGCGGAAUCGUCAAGAUCUGUUCCAGGAAGAAGGUGUACUGAACCUGAUCCUGGAGGCCAUCGACAAAAUCAACAUCAUUUCCUCGCAAGGUUUCCUGGCUUCCUUCCUGGCAAGUGACGAAUCCGGCCAAAGCUGGGAUAUGAUUUCGGGUUAUCUGUACCAACUGUUGGCAGCGAUCAUCAAAGGAAAUCACACCAACUGCGCCCAAUUCGCUAACUCUAACCGAUUGAACUGGUUGUUCUCCCGAUUGGGUUCACAAGCCUCCAGCGAGGGUUCCGGAAUGCUGGAUGUGUUGCACUGCGUCCUUAUAGAUUCGCCCGAAGCCCUGAACAUGAUGAGAGAUGAACAUAUCAAAGUAAUAAUAUCGCUGUUGGAGAAACACGGCCGAGAUCCGAAAGUGUUGGACGUUCUGUGUUCACUGUGCGUCGGUAAUGGAGUUGCGGUGCGGUCCUCACAGAACAACAUUUGUGAUUUUUUGUUGCCGGGAAAAAACCUACUACUGCAGACAAGUUUGGUCGAUCAUGUGGCCAGUAUCCGUCCGAACAUUUUCGUCGGUCGCGUUGAAGGUUCCGCCGUCUAUCAGAAGUGGUAUUUUGAGGUAACCAUGGAUCAUAUUGAGCAAACGACGCACAUGACGCCACAUUUGAGAAUCGGUUGGGCUAAUAUGUCGGGAUACGUUCCAUACCCGGGAGGUGGUGAAAAGUGGGGAGGAAACGGAGUUGGCGAUGAUCUUUUCUCGUAUGGGUUUGAUGGAGUAUACUUCUGGUCGGCAGGACGAAGAACUCGUAUCGUGCACGCGGAUAUCGUUGAACCGUUCAUCAAGAAGGGAGACGUCAUUGGUUGUACUUUGGAUCUGAGUGUUCCGGUUAUUCGGUUCACGUUCAACGGUGAACCAGUGCAUGGAUCCUUCACGGAUUUUAAUCUGAAUGGAAUGUUCUUUCCGGUGAUGAGCUGCUCUUCCAAGCUGAGUUGCCGUUUUCUCUUCGGUGGCGACCAUGGUCGUCUGAAGUAUGCCCCUCCGAUAGGAUUCUCACCUCUAGUACAGUGCCUUAUGCCCCACCAAAAUCUAAGCUUGGAUCCUUGUUUCUACUUUGGAAAUUUAAACAAGAAUGUACUGGCCGGUCCUUGGAUGGUGGAAGAUGAUAGUGCUUUCGUACCCAAACCAGUAGACACCACUAGUGUGACCUUGCCGGCCUCUGUAGAAACUAUUAAGGAUAAACUCGCCGAGAACAUCCACGAAAUGUGGGCACUGAAUAAGAUCGAGGCUGGUUGGACAUGGGGUGAGCGUCGUGAUGAUAUGUACAGAGUACACCCGUGUCUGACGUCGUUCGAGAAACUACCGGCUCCUGAGAAGCGGUACGAUUGCCAACUUGCCGUCCAAACGCUGAAGACGAUUCUGUCGUUGGGAUAUUACAUAUCGAUGGACAAACCACCAGCACGUAUUCGUCCAAUCCGGUUGCCAAAUGAUCCGUACAUGCAGGGCAAUGGGUACAAACCAGCUCCGCUGGAUCUUACCGCGGCCGUUCUGAAUGUGAAAAUGGAAGAACUUGUUGAUGCGCUCGCUGAAAAUACACACAAUCUGUGGGCUAAGGAACGCAUCCAGCAGGGAUGGACGUAUGGUUUGAAUGAAGAUGGUGAGAACCGUCGUAGUCCUCAUCUAGUGCCGUACAGUAAGGUGGAUGAAGCUAUCAAGAAGGCAAACAGGGACACAGCUUCGGAAACGGUUCGGACAUUGUUGAUCUAUGGGUACAAUUUGGAUCCUCCUACUGGAGAGGCAAACGAAGCUCUAGCUGCAGAAGCAUUCCGACAGAAGUUCUCCGCUUUUAGGACAUAUCGUGCCGAAAAGACCUACGCUGUUACCGGUGGAAAAUGGUACUUUGAAUUCGAGGUGUUGACCGCUGGUCCAAUGAGGGUCGGUUGGGCACGAGCGGAUUGUCUUCCCGGUAAUAUGCUCGGUACAGAUGAUUGUUCAUGGGCUUUCGAUGGAUACAAUGAAGAAAAAGUAUCUGGAGGUGCAACGGAAUCAUUCGGCAAACAGUGGGUACCAGGCGAUAUAGUUGGUGUCUUUCUUGACUUAGUGGAUCAUACGAUCAGUUUCUCACUGAAUGGUGAACUUUUGAUGGACGCGCUCGGUGGAGAAACCACAUUUGCCGAAGUUACUGCCCCCGAAGGGGUAGGAUUCGUUCCGGCUUGCACAAUUGGAAUUGGACAGAAAGCCCGUCUCGUGUACGGCCAAGACGUGGACUCGCUCAAAUGGUUCACCACGUGCGGUUUACAGGAAGGCUAUGAACCGUUCUGCGUUAACAUGAAACGCGCCGUCACGCAUUGGUACACCAAAGACCAACCGAUCUUCGAGAACAACGAGGACACUCCGGACUGCAAGAUCGACGUUACCCGUAUUCCGGGUGGAGCUGACACACCACCAUGCUUGAAAAUUUCGCACAAUACUUUCGAAACGAUGGAAAAGGCAAACUGGGAAUUCCUACGGCUGUCACUACCGGUUACCUGCGAUGCUAGCUUCAUCGACGAAUCUGAAAAAAUCCGUCGCUGGGAGGAAAUUCGCAUCCGGCAACAUCGACUUCUCGCGGAAGCUGAACAUCAGACUUCGGCUCACUUCGAUCACAUCAUGAAGAGUGGCUUCACCAUGAACGACCUCAAGGGACUGCAGCGAAACUAUUCCGAUGAUGCGGCGGAAGCCGAUGAUGGCAUGCGGAACGGGCCUCAACGUCCAUCACGAACCGCGAGACGGGCGGACGGACUUAGUCCACCAGGUAUCGAAAUCAACGGAGAAAUGCGCUUGUCUGACGGUGAAAAUGCGUACUCCGAUAACGAGCUGGAUGGAGAUGAUAGGAAAAAGCGUGGUCGUAGUCCAUUCCGUCUGUUUGGCAAGAAACGGGAUCAAAGCAAGGAAAAGCUGAAGGAUCGGCGUACUCCCGAACCGGAAUCUCGCCGUGGAACUAUGCAGAAUCGGACCGUAGCUCGAAGCCCCACGACAAGAGCAUCGAACUUAGAUGUCCGUGGACAGGCCGCUAUGAGUGCUGAUCGGAAGUCUUUGGGAAACCCUCAGGUGGAAUCAUUCGGCAAUGAAGUCUAUGACGCCGAUUGUCUCAAGCUGAUCAACGAGUACUUCUACGGAGUUCGCAUCUUUCCCGGUCAGGACCCCACGCAUGUUUACGUCGGUUGGGUGACUACCCAAUAUCACGUGCAUAGCAAAGAAUUCAGUCAGGAUAAAGUUCGUCAUGCGGCGAUCUACGUUGAAGAUGAACAGGAUAAAACUGUGGAAAUUGUCAACCGCCAAUCGUGUUAUAUGGUCCGAGCCGAUGAGCUCUUCAACGAAGUUACGCAGGAUGCCUCUGGAAAGGGAGCAUCGCAGGGUAUGUUUGUAGGUUGCUUCGUAGACACCGCUACGGGAACGAUAAGAUUCACCUGCGAGGGCAAGGAAACGUCACAUGUAUUCCUGAUGGAACCAGAAACCAAACUGUUCCCGGCUAUAUUCGUUGAAGCUACCAGCAAGGAAAUCCUACAGAUAGAGUUAGGUCGUACCCCAACCACUUUGCCACUAUCCGCGGCAGUUCUUCCAACCAGUGACAAACACAUAAAUCCACAGUUCCCACCUAGAUUGAAGAUCCAAUGUCUUAAACCGCACCAGUGGGCUCGUGUGCCGAACACUUCAUUGCAAGUCCAUGCUCUCAAACUGUCCGACAUUCGGGGUUGGUCAAUGCUUUGCGAGGAUCCAGUAUCCAUGCUUGCUCUGCACAUCCCCGAAGAGGAUCGAUGCAUGGACGUGCUGGAGUUAAUCGAGAUGGAUCGUCUAUUGUCGUUCCACGCUCACACACUGACACUGUAUUCAGCAUUGUGUUAUCAGUCCAACUACCGAGCAGCGCAUGCUCUCUGUAAUCAUGUUGACCAGAAACAACUACUUUACGCCAUCCAGUCCGAAUACAUGAGUGGACCACUGCGUUUAGGGUUCUACGAUUUGUUGAUCGCCCUCCAUCUAGAGUCACAUGCUACUACAAUGGAAGUUUGUAAGAACGAAUACAUUAUCCCGCUGGGACCGGAACUCAAAGAUUUGUACGCAGACUCCGAAAUGUGUCACUCACUUCGGUCUCUCCAAACUCUUUCCGUAAGACCCGAAAUGAAUAUGACCGAGAUUGCAUCAUCCACACCCCCACAAUCAAAUAUGCAGGCAAUAGUAGCACCAGAUUCUUCCAGUGAACCAAUACCGGCCAUUGAUACGCUUUAUUCGCCAAGAUUCCCACUCGAAGUGGUACGACAGUUUGUUAUGGCCACCUUGCAGGAGGCCGUCGAGAUUAACCAGGUGCACAACCGCGAUCCUAUCGGAGGUUCCAACGAGAACUUGUUCCUGCCGCUGAUCAAGUUGAUCGAUCGACUGCUGUUGGUUGGCGUGAUCACCAACGAAGAUGUCGGUAAGUUAUUGGUAAUGAUCGAUCCGGAAACGUGGGAUCCGACUUUCGAUAAGGAAGGUAAGGACGAACACCGCAAGGGAUUGCUGACGAUGAAGAUGGCCGAGGGUGCGAAACUUCAAAUGUGCUACCUACUGCAUCAUCUCUACGACGUUCAGCUGAGACAUAGGGUGGAAAGUAUCAUCGCGUUUGCGCACGAUUACGUUUGCGAUCUACAGCAGGAUCAGCUGAGAAGAUACAUUGAGAUCAAACAUUCGGAUCUGCCGAGUGCAGUAGCCGCAAAGAAGACCCGUGAGUUCCGGUGUCCACCACGUGAACAAAUGAAUGCCAUAUUGUGCUUCAAGAACUUGGAAGGCGAGGAUCUGGAGAACUGUUCCUGUGGACCCGAACUUCGCGAUCGUUUGGCCGAAUUCCACGAUAGCCUGAUGGGAAAAGUUUCCCUAAAUGCACUCCAGGAACCGGAAGAGGAAUCAGUCGAUGCGAUAGAGAACGUCAAACCGGGAGUGUUCAAGAAGAUGUCCAACUUCUUCAACGCUGUUAAAGAGUUGGAAAUGGACCCGAAAGAACCGGAGGAAGUCGAAAAGAAGACCCCGGAAGAAGUGUUCAGGAAAGUACUGAUCAAGCAGAUCGUUUCCUGGGCAGAAGAAUCUCAAAUCGAAAACCCGAAACUGGUUCGAGAGAUGUUCGGUCUGUUGGUUAGACAAUACGAUACGAUUGGAGAGCUGAUAAAGGCUAUGAACAAGACGUACGUGAUCAACUCGAAAACAACGGGAGAUGUUGCGAAUAUGUGGAUCGGUUUGAGUCAAAUUCGUGCUCUCUUACCGGUACAGAUGAGUCAAGAAGAGGAAGAGCUUAUGCGUAAGCGUCUAUGGAAGUUGGUAAACAAUCAUACAUUCUUCCAACAUCCGGAUUUGAUUCGGAUCCUGAGAGUUCACGAGAACGUUAUGGCCGUCAUGAUGAACACCCUAGGUCGUCGGGCUCAGGCACAAAGCGAUGCACCGAUGCAGUCUUCUGAAGGCGAGGAGGCUCCACCGAAAGAAAAGGAUACAUCUCACCAGAUGGUAGUGGCUUGCUGUCGCUUCCUGUGCUACUUUUGCCGAACGGGGCGUCAAAACCAACGCGCUAUGUUUGAUCAUUUCGAUUUUCUGUUGGAGAACUCCAAUAUCUUGCUAUCUCGACCGAGUCUUCGUGGUUCUACUCCUUUGGACGUUGCCUACUCUAGUUUGAUGGAAAAUACUGAACUUGCACUGGCUCUUCGCGAACACUACUUGGAGAAGAUCGCGGUAUAUCUAUCUCGGUGCGGGCUACAAAGCAAUUCCGAGUUGAUCGAACGAGGCUACCCGGAUCUUGGUUGGGAUCCAGUGGAGGGUGAACGCUAUCUCGAUUUCCUCCGGUUUUGCGUUUGGGUUAACGGUGAAAGUGUUGAAGAGAACGCCAAUCUGGUCAUUCGCUUGCUGAUUCGUCGUCCCGAGUGUUUAGGUCCUGCGCUACGUGGUGAAGGCGAGGGACUGCUGAAGGCUAUCAUAGACGCUAAUAAAAUGUCGGAAAGAAUCGCUGAACGAAGCAGGAUGGGAGAAGACGCGGAAGGUAUAAUUAGUGGGCUGAACUUUUCCCAUCCGUUGCCGGAGGGAGAUGGUGAUGAGGAUUAUAUUGAUACCGGUGCCGCUAUUUUGAGUUUCUAUUGUACUUUGGUGGAUCUGUUGGGUCGUUGUGCCCCGGAUGCGGCCGUUAUUGAACAGGGUAAGAAUGAGUCUCUACGAGCACGUGCUAUUCUGCGAUCUUUGGUGCCACUGGAAGAUCUUCAGGGAGUUCUUAGUUUGAAAUUUACCCUUACGAACCCUGCGACCGGUGAAGAACGUCCGAAGUCUGACAUGCCUUCUGGACUGGUUCCAGGUCACAAACAGAGCGUAGUACUCUUCUUAGAACGAGUAUACGGAAUUGAAACCCAGGAACUGUUCUUCCGUUUGCUGGAGGAUUCGUUUUUGCCAGAUUUACGAGCAGCAACCAUGUUAGAUCGCAGCGACGGCUCGGAAAGUGAUAUGGCUCUAUCAAUGAAUCGCUAUAUCGGCAACUCUAUCCUACCACUUCUUAUCAAACAUUCGAAGUUCUACAACGAAGCGGAAAACUAUGCUAGUUUGCUUGAUGCCACUCUGCACACCGUCUACCGGAUGUCUAAAAACCGCAUGCUCACCAAGGGACAGCGUGAAGCUGUUUCUGACUUCUUAGUCGCGUUAACCUCCGCGAUGCACCCCGCCAUGUUGCUGAAGCUGCUGAGAAAACUCACCGUAGAUGUGUCCAAACUGUCCGAGUACACUACAGUCGCUUUGAGGCUAUUAACGUUACACUACGAUCGAUGUGCCAAAUACUACGGAACCACUGGCAGCGGCCAAGCAUCCCAGUUCGGUGCUUCUUCCGAUGAAGAGAAACGUCUUACGAUGUUGCUCUUCUCCAAUAUCUUUGAUUCUCUCAGCAACAUGGACUACGAUCCGGAACUGUUUGGCAAAGCCCUACCCUGUCUAAUCGCCAUCGGAUGCGCUCUUCCACCGGACUACAGUUUAUCCAAGAACUCCGAUGACGAUCUGUAUGGUAAACCAACGAGCAGUCCUGAUCAACCACACUACAAUCCUCAGCCGAUCGACACCAACGUGGUGCAGUUGACCAACGACCUUAAUCAGAUUAUUCAAAAGUUCAGUGAACAUUAUCACGAUGCUUGGGCAAGCAAAAAGCUCGAGAAUGGCUGGAGCUACGGUGAUCAGUGGUCCGAUACUAAUAAAACGCAUCCGCGGCUGAAACCGUACACUACACUAAGUGAAUACGAAAAAGAACGAUACAAGGAUCCCGUCCGCGAAAGCUUAAAGGCUCUGAUUGCUCUCAACUGGCGUGUAGAGCAUUCGGAAGGUGACGUCCCACUGUCCAAUCGGGGUUCAAUGCGUCGGCAGUCUAAGCCGAAUCUGGAAUUACAGCCAGACACAGGAUCACCGUUCAACUACAAUCCCCACCCGGUUGACAUGACCAACCUUACGUUGAGCAGAGAGAUGCAGAACAUGGCUGAGCGCUUAGCAGAAAACUCACACGAUAUCUGGGCCAAGAAAAAGUUCGAAGAACUGCACCAAUGCGGUGGCAGUGUCCACUCCCAGCUGGUCCCGUAUGAUCUGCUUACCGAUAAGGAGAAACGCAAGGAUCGUGAGCGAUCGCAGGAAUUCUUGAAGUACCUACAGUACCAGGGAUUAAAAUUACACAAACCAUCUCGUGGAAUGACGGAGGAACCGGGUAUGACUGCAGCUGCCAUCGAAGCCCGGUUUGCCUACUCACUUCUGGAGAAGUUGAUUUCAUACAUUGACCGUGCUACGAUCAACAUGAAGCUACUCAGACCAUCGACGACCUUCAGUCGACGAUCGUCGUUCAAGACUUGCUCCCGGGACAUUAAGUUCUUCUCGAAAGUGGUUCUUCCGCUGAUCGAAAAAUACUACUCCACCAACCGAAACUACUUCAUUGCGAUCGCUACCGCAACCAAUAACGUUGGAGCAGCCUCGCUGAAGGAGAAGGAAAUGGUAGCUGCAUUGUUUUGCAAGCUAGCCAGUUUGCUGCGUUACCGAAUGGCUGCAUUCGGAGCUGACGUGAGGAUCACCGUCCGCUGUCUUCAGGUGCUGGUGAAGAGCAUUGAUGCCAAGUCUCUCGUACGGAACUGUCCGGAAUUUAUCCGUACCUCUAUGUUGACGUUCUUCAACAAUACCAGCGACGAUUUGAGCCAAACCAUUAUUAACCUGCAGGACGGGAAGUAUGAUCGACUGCGUGGUACACACUUGAAGACAUCCACCUCGCUAGCGUACGUUAAUCAGGUUAUAUUGCCGAUUUUGACUUCGCUGUUCGAUCACCUAGCUUCGUGUGAUUAUGGUAGUGAUUUAUUGCUGGAUGAAAUCCAAGUCGCCUCCUACAAGAUCCUCUCCUCACUAUACACCCUCGGAACCGAGGCCACCCUGACAAGAGACCGCAAAUACCUUAAGACCGAAAUCGAACGGCACAAACCUGCCCUCGGUUCGUGCUUGGGAGCAUUCAGCUCGUGCUUCCCAGUUGCCUUCCUGGAGCCUCAUUGCAACAAACACAAUCAGUUCUCGCUGUUGAACCGGAUAGCUGACACUUCCCUGGAAGCGCAAGAUAUCAUGACCAAAAUGGAAGUCUCAAUGCCAACGCUGGAAACGAUCCUGGCCGAAGUGGAUCAUUUUGUAGAAUCGGAGAAAACCUACCAGGAAAUUCAGCAUGUCAUCGACGUCAUCCUACCACUCCUCUGUUCAUAUCUACCAUUCUGGUGGAACCAAGGACCGGAUAAUGUUAGUCCCCAAUCUGGAAACCACGUAACCAUGGUCACUGCCGACCACAUGAACCUGUUACUCAAGAACGUAUUGAAAAUGAUCAAGAAAAAUAUCGCCAACGAAAACGCCCCGUGGAUGACUCGCAUCGCUAGCUUUACCCAGCAGAUCAUUAUCAACAGCUCGGAAGAACUGCUGAAGGAAGUAUUCUUGCCACUGACCGAACGUGCCAAGAAACGUGUGGACAGUUUGUUCCACAAAGAAGAAAGUUUGCGAGGUUUCCUGAAAUCCUCCACCGACGACACUUCCCAGAUCGAAGCUCAAAUCCAGGAAGAUUGGCAACUGCUGGUCCGCGAUAUCUACUCAUUCUAUCCGCUACUGAUUAAGUACGUAGACCUGCAAAGAAAUCACUGGUUGAAGGACAACAUCUCCGAGGCAGAAGAACUGUACAAUUACGUAGCGGAGAUCUUCAACGUGUGGUCCAAGAGCCAGUACUUCCUGAAGGAGGAACAGAACUUCAUUUCAGCCAACGAGAUUGAUAACAUGACCCUGAUCAUGCCGACGACCACUAGACGUACCGCUACCGUUUCCGGUGAAGCUCCUGCAGCUGGUGGCAAGGUUAAAAAGAAGAAACGCUCCCGUGACAAGAAACGUGACAAAGACAAGGAAAUCCAAUCCAGUUUGAUGGUCGCAUGUCUUAAGCGUCUGCUGCCGGUUGGUUUGAACCUAUUCGCCGGUAAAGAGCAAGAACUAGUGCAGCACUGCAAAGAUCGUUAUCUCAAGAAAAUGCCCGAAUACGAGGUAGUCGAGUUUGCACGCACUCAGUUAACUCUACCGGACAAAUUGGAUCCGGCGGAUGAGAUGUCCUGGCAGCACUACUUGUACUCCAAGUUAGGCAAGAAGGAGGACGUUGUUGUUCAGGACACGAUCGAGAAAGCCGACAAGAAACCUGGCAACAAGAUUGAAGACACCGUCGAACGAAUCGUUGCGAUGGCUAAAGUGCUGUACGGAUUACAUGUGAUUGACCACCCACAACAGCAAAGUAAAAACGUUUAUAGAAGUUGUGUCUCGAUACAGAGAAAGCGGGCUGUUAUUGCUUGUUUCAGACAUGUCUCCUUACAUUCACUGCCAAGACAUAGGGCAUGUAAUAUUUUUGGUAGAACCUAUUCGGAACUGUGGCUUGAAGAUGAAAAUGUUGGCCAAGAAGUUAUGAUUGAGGAUCUCACUCAAACGUUCGAGGAUGCCGAGAAAAAGAAGGAGGAAGAAGAGGAAGAGGGCAAACCUGAUCCACUAACUCAGCUGGUGACAACCUUCUGUCGUGGUGCGAUGACCGAACGAAGUGGUGCCCUUCAGGAGGAUCUACUGUACAUGUCCUAUGCUAGUAUCAUCGCUCGUUCUUGUGGCGAGGAAGAAGAGGAAGGCGGUGAAGAAGAGGAAGGUGAUGGUGGUGGUGGAGGAGGCGGCGAAGAGGAAGGUGGAGCUAGCAUACACAAAAUGGAGAGGCUCAUGGAGCAAGAAAUGGAGAAGCAGAAGCUACUCUUCCACCAAGCACGUCUGGCGAAUCGUGGCGUUGCGGAAAUGGUCCUGCUACACAUCUCCGCGGCCAAGGGUAUCCCCUCGGACAUGGUAAUGGGAACGCUACAGCUUGGAAUAGCCAUUCUACGCGGCGGUAACAUCGACAUCCAGUUGGGUAUGCUUAACCACCUUAAAGAGAAGAAAGACGUAGGUUUCUUUGCCUCAAUCGCCGGUCUGAUGAACUCCUGCAGUGUGCUAGAUCUGGAUGCCUUCGAGCGAAACACCAAAGCCGAAGGUUUGGGCGUUGGUGCCGAGGGAGCAGCCGGUGAGAAGAACAUGCAUGACGCUGAGUUCACUUGUGCGCUGUUCCGAUUCAUCCAACUGACCUGCGAGGGUCACAACUUGGAGUGGCAGAACUAUUUGCGAACGCAGGCCGGUAACACAACUACUGUGAACGUUGUCAUCUGUACGGUCGAUUACCUGCUUCGUCUACAGGAAUCCAUCAUGGAUUUCUACUGGCACUACUCGAGCAAAGAAUUGAUCGACCUGGCCGGUAAGGCGAAUUUCUUCAAAGCCAUCGGUGUCGCCAGCCAAGUUUUCAAUACCCUAACUGAAGUGAUCCAAGGUCCGUGUACGCAGAAUCAACAGGCGUUGGCUCAUUCCCGUCUGUGGGAUGCCGUCGGAGGUUUCCUAUUCCUGUUCUCCCAUAUGCAGGACAAGCUUUCCAAGCACUCGAGUCAAGUCGAUCUUCUGAAGGAACUGCUCAAUCUACAAAAGGACAUGAUCACCAUGAUGCUCUCCAUGCUUGAAGGUAACGUGGUCAACGGCACAAUCGGUAAACAGAUGGUGGAUACAUUGGUAGAAUCUGCAUCAAACGUGGAACUUAUUCUGAAAUAUUUCGACAUGUUUUUGAAACUGAAAGAUCUUACCUCGUCGGCGAGCUUCAUGGAGAUCGAUGGCAAUGGGGACGGUUGGAUUCUGCCCAAGGACUUCCGCGAAAAGAUGGAACAGCAGAAAAGCUACACUCCGGAGGAAAUUGAUUUUCUGCUAGCUUGCUGCGAAACAAACCACGACGGCAAAAUUGACUACAUCGGCUUCGUUGAUCGUUUCCAUGAACCGGCGAAAGAAAUUGGUUUCAAUCUGGCUGUACUGUUGACCAACCUUUCCGAGCACAUGCCCAAUGAACCUCGUUUGGCACGCUUCCUGGAGACCGCUGGUUCCGUACUCAAUUACUUCGAGUCGUUCCUCGGCCGUAUCGAAAUCAUGGGCUCAUCCAAACGUAUCGAGCGUGUGUACUUCGAGAUCAAGGAAGCGAAUAUUGAACAGUGGGAAAAACCGCAGAUCAAGGAAUCUAAACGCGCCUUCUUCUACUCGAUCGUCACAGAAGGCGGCGAUAAGGAGAAGCUGGAAGCAUUCGUCAACUUCUGCGAGGAUGCCAUCUUUGAAAUGACUCACGCUUCAGGGCUGAUGGCCAGUGACGACGAUUCUGGUAACGUGCGCCGUGAAGCUGCUUUCACGUACAUUAGCGAAGAGGAGGAAGAACGAGCGGCCAAAGAUCCGAUCAAACGAACAAUUCAAGCCGUCAAGGAUGGUCUGUCCUACUCGAUGUUUAUGAUCUCACCGUCGAAUCUCAAACACCAGGUCACCGUACUGCAGUCGAAAUCAUUCCCAGAAAUCAUCAUCGGCUUUUUCAAGAUGAUAUUCUACGCAUUCUACUACUCGGGUUACGGAGUAUCGAUCGUGAUCAAGUAUUUGGUAAAUAUUCUUAUGUCACUAAUGCGUGGAUCGGCGCAGGAAGAAGAAGAGGUGAUUCCGGAGGCAGAACCCCCGUUAGCGUUACCACCGCUGCCAAUGGAGGAACCACCAGGUACAGUGCAGGCAUUCGGAUUGGAUAUAAGCAAGGAAGAAAAUGGACAGUACCGUGUACAGCCGCACGAAUCACCUGCCUUAAGUCCAUCGUCAUCGGUGGAAGAGACGGGCGAGAGCAGCCCCGAGGAAGGUGGUGGUGAACCAUCAACCGAACUGGCCAGCACCGAAUCUCCUAUGACUCUGGUCGAUCUGCUCGGUGGCGAGGCUGCAAAACGAGCUGCUCAGGAACGAUCGGAGGCUCAGAAAGCCCAGGAAGCUACACUGGCUAGCAUAGAUGCUGAAUCGAAGAAAGCUUCCGAGGAAACCAAGGAACCGGCUGCCGUGAAUCAGAUCGAUUUCUCCAAAUACACGAAGAAGGCUGUCAGCUAUUUGGCCAGAAACUUUUACAAUUUGAAGUAUGUGGCUUUGGUGCUGGCUUUCUGCAUCAACUUCAUGCUGCUGUUCUAUAAGGUGACGACAUUCGGGGACGAGGAAGCUGCGGAAGGAUCCGGAGAAGACUUAAUGGGAUUGGCAUCGGGACUUGGCUCGGGACUAGUGGAUGCUGCUCUAGAAGCAGGAAGUGGUGAAGGUGGCAGUGGAGAAGGUGGCGAAGAUGCUGAAGAUCCCCUGGAGAAGGUUGAAGUAGAUGAAGACUACUUCUACAUGGAGCACGUGAUGCGGGUUGCUGCUAUAUUGCACAGUUUAGUAUCACUCUGUAUGUUGAUUGCCUACUACCAUUUGAAAGUGCCGUUGGCUAUAUUCAAGCGUGAAAAGGAAAUUGCACGGCGACUGGAAUUCGAUGGUCUAUUUAUUGCCGAGCAGCCCGAAGACGACGACUUUAAGUCGCAUUGGGAUAAAUUGGUUAUAUCCGCCAAGACAUUCCCCGUUAACUACUGGGAUAAAUUCGUAAAGAAGAAGGUCCGACAGAAGUACAGUGAAACUUAUGAUUUCGAUUCGAUCUCGAACCUGCUAGGAAUGGAGAAGAAUGCUUUUGCUGCCCAGGAAGAAAAGGAAGGUGGAGGCUUUUUCCACUUCAUUACUAAUAUCGACUGGAGAUAUCAAAUUUGGAAGGCCGGGGUGACCUUCACCGAUAAUGCUUUCUUGUAUUCGUUGUGGUAUUUCUCCUUCUCGGUUAUGGGCAAUUUCAACAACUUCUUCUUCGCAGCUCACUUACUCGAUGUCGCAGUUGGUUUCAAGACGCUUCGUACGAUCUUGCAAUCUGUAACGCACAACGGAAAACAGCUCGUCUUGACAGUGAUGUUGCUGACGAUCAUCGUAUACAUUUAUACGGUUAUCGCGUUCAACUUCUUCCGCAAGUUUUACAUUCAGGAGGAUGAUGACGGUGAAGAGGGUGAUCGCAAGUGUCACGACAUGGGUACCUGCUUUGUCUUCCAUCUGUACAAGGGUGUCCGAGCUGGUGGUGGUAUUGGUGAUGAAAUUGGUGAUCCAGACGGCGAUGACUACGAAGUGUAUCGUAUUCUCUUCGAUAUCUCGUUCUUCUUCUUCAUCAUCGUUAUCCUGCUUGCCAUCAUCCAAGGUUUGAUCAUUGACGCUUUCGGUGAGCUUCGUGAUCAAUUGGAGUCGGUCAAGGAGGACAUGGAGUCUAACUGCUUCAUAUGCGGUAUAGGCAAAGACUACUUUGAUAAGGUACCCCACGGGUUCGAUACGCACGUUGCUCAAGAGCACAAUCUGGCGAACUACAUGUUCUUCCUUAUGCAUUUAAUCAACAAACCGGAUACUGAAUACACCGGUCAGGAAACGUACGUGUGGAACAUGUACCAGCAAAGGUGCUGGGACUUCUUCCCGGUUGGUGAUUGCUUCAGGAAACAGUACGAGGACGAACUGAGUGGUGGGGGCAGUUAAUUGUUGUAGAAACAAUACUCAAACCAAGGACAGUGAACAAACGAACAAGAAAACAAACCAAACAAUCAUCAAAUGUAGGACAUACUUUUAAAGACAUUUUUUUCUGAAUCCGUUUUAAAAAUUGCAAAACAUAUUCCAAAAAUCUUAUUCUUCGAAACUACUACCAGUUUUUGAUCACCCAUUUGAAAUUUUUUUGCGAAGAUCAACCAGCAAAAUAUAGACACAAACUUAAAUGUAGUAGGGAUAGUUGUAAUUGUGGAAAUAUUCAUUUUCGACACUCAAAACUUGGCAGUACGUGAUUAAAUAAGAUGCACGAAUCGACCAACUCAGCACUACGUGUAAAUGUACUUUGAACGAAGACGAUCUUUUAUUUCGAGAAAUUCAACUGACGAUUUUUAUUAUUCAAUGAUGAAAAUCGUUGAUAAUUUUUUGUUAUUUAGACUUUUCAUAUUUUACGCUGCCAUCGAUUGGAAGAGGAGCAUAAUUUAGGUCAAAGAUGGAGAAAACAGUUAUUAGUUAUUCAUACAAUUUUUAUCUAGUUAAAGAGAUUUUAAAUAGCCUAAUAAAACAGAUCGAUUACUUACGAGUAUAAUAUAA